AUGGCUCUGCUGGUGGCAGUGGCACAAAUGCUGCUGCUUCUGGGUCUGGCUGGGGAGUCCCAGUGCUUCUGCUCACCCACUGCCUUCUACAAGAAUUGCUGGAUCCGGCGCUUCCCAGGCCUCCUUGUGGACCUGCAGGAAUCCCAGAGGAGGGGAGCCCAGCUGCUGAAGGGUUAUGCAGAAAUCUCCCCACAACAGUGCAGCAGAACCUGCUGCCUUCUGAGGAACGUCUCUUGCAAUCUAGCAGUGUUCUACCAUGGAGCCAUUCAUGAGAACAGGAACUGCCUGCACAUGUCUUGCCCAGCUUUGGAAAGCUGCAUUCUAAGGGCUGGAGUUGAUGUCAUUUUGUACAACAUCACAACAGGGAUUGAUCCAGAUCUUCUCAUUUUUGAGAAACUGAAAUACCAAGAGCCAAACGCUCACUCCUCAGCGAGUACAUCUGAGAGGCAGCAGAGCACAAAGACCCCUGAGUGGGGAAGAUGCCAACAUCACAAUGUCACCACCUCAGGUUCUCCUCUGCUCCGAGCUCCACCUGCUGCCACUAGCCAUGGCUUACCAGGAAACACUCACACCCCCACCUGGAGUCUGAAAUCGCGGAGGACUGAAGGUACUGCCUAUUCCAGGGCAGAAACUUCCCCGGUAGACAUUGCUUUUGCUAGGAGAACAAGCAGCAGGUCGGUCACCAACUCAGACAAGACUGCACACUCGGCUUUGAGCCCCAAGCCUGCCAAGGUGUUAUCCCAUGCACCCACCCCUCCUCACCUGAACAGCAGCAAGCAACACCUCAAUGAAACCAAAGGCUACAGUGGGAGGAAUUCCACGUCGGGUGAUGAGGCAGCUGCCUGGGAAGCUGCAGCUUUGGGGGUCUGGCUGAUUCCUGUUGUCCUUUGCUCUUCUCUCCUCUGCCUGUGCUGUUGCACUGUUGCCCUCACAGCCGAGCGCUGCAGCUACAGGAGGGGUCACUAUAAACCUGUAAGGACACGAACAACAAUGUCCAGACAGCUCAUAAAAUAUGCUCCUGUCAGAGGUAACCUGUGA
Poecile atricapillus (Black-capped chickadee) is the source of this 1038-nucleotide messenger RNA. RefSeq names its product MANSC domain-containing protein 4-like. The transcript is spliced from 3 exons. Bases 1 to 1038 code for a protein of 345 amino acids. The record is from RefSeq and is a predicted model, not a curated record. NCBI's taxonomy places the organism in Eukaryota, Metazoa, Chordata, Aves, Passeriformes, Paridae.